Molecule: messenger RNA, 1757 nt
Organism: Drosophila suzukii
Lineage: Eukaryota; Metazoa; Arthropoda; Insecta; Diptera; Drosophilidae
Gene: Pld3
Product: Phospholipase D family member 3
Molecular function (GO): catalytic activity
Source: RefSeq, a predicted model, not a curated record
AAGUUCCGAUCAUUGGUUCUUUAUCAUUCUUUAAAUUGAGAGAGAACCAUCUAUAUCAACUGUCAUACCGAUAAAGAUAACAAAGCCUUUGUGGCUAAUCACAAUCUUUUAAUUUUUCGACAUGCCGGAUUACAAGAAGCUCGAAAACCAAGAAGCCGAUGUGGAAAAUGGCCAGGCCACUGGACAGGACACCGAGGAGAGGCAAAGGCCGGCGGAGAGUCAACAGGCGGCCCAAAUGGUGACAGUGUCCUUGCUCAUGCUUCUUUUCCUCGGCAGCUCCUACUUCCAGCCCCGGCCACGCCUCCAUCAGUAUCGUGGAGCCGGAGGCCAUGGACUGAGGGGAAAGGUCGACUGCGACAUUCAGCUGGUGGAGUCCAUACCCAUUGGCCUAACAUAUCCCGAUGGCAGCCCGAAAUUCCUGAGCACCUACGAAGCAUGGCAGCAGCUGUUGGACAGCGCGAAGACCUCACUGGACAUAGCUUCAUUCUAUUGGACACUCAAGGGUGAGGACACGCCCGGUGUGGACGAUAACAGCACUCAGCCGGGAGAGGACAUCUUCGCCAGACUGCUGGCGAACGGAAAUGGCGGCAGCCGGUCGCCCAGGAUCAAGAUUCGCAUUGCCCAGAGCGAACCCUCCAGUGUGUCGCCCAAUUCGAACACGAAAUCGUUGGCCAGCGCAGGAGCUGCCGAGGUGGUGAGCCUCUCCUUCCCAAAGUACUUCGGAAGCGGAGUACUGCACACGAAACUGUGGGUGGUUGACGGUCAGCACUUUUACUUGGGCAGCGCCAAUAUGGACUGGCGGGCCCUCACCCAAGUCAAGGAGAUGGGUGUGCUCGUCCAGAACUGUUGGGAACUUACACAUGACGUAAUGAAGAUCUUUGAGGAGUACUGGGCUUUGGGCAAAAGUGAAAGCUCUCAAAUUCCCCAUUGGGGAUAUGAAUACCAAACAAACUACAAUUUAGAGAGUCCCAUGGGGAUAAAAGUAAACAAGAACACCAGUAUGAAUGGCUUUCUCUCCAGCUCCCCGCCCCCUCUUUCGCCUUCGGGACGAACAAACGACCUGGACGCCAUCCUCAACACUAUAAAUUCAGCUAUAACUUACGUAAACAUUGCGGUUAUGGACUACUAUCCGCUGAUUAUCUACGAGAAAAACCACCAUUAUUGGCCAUUCAUCGACGAUGCACUGCGGCGAGCAGCUGUGGAGCGGGGAGUGGCAGUGAAGCUCCUUAUCUCCUGGUGGAAGCACUCCAAUCCCAGCGAGGACAAGUACCUCAAGUCCCUCCAGGACCUGUCAUCCAAAAAAGAUAACAUUGAUAUUCAAAUUCGUCGGUUCAUUGUGCCCACGGACUCAAGCCAGGAGAAGAUUCCCUUUGGUCGGGUGAACCACAACAAAUAUAUGGUCACCGACCGAGUGGCUUACAUCGGCACCUCCAACUGGAGUGGCGACUACUUCACGGACACUGCCGGCAUCGGCUUGGUACUUAGCGAAACCCACGAAACCGAGAGCACCAAAAACAUAAGAAGCGACCUGCGCAACGUUUUCGAGCGGGAUUGGAAUAGCAAGUACGCCACACCACUUCAAUAAUCCCUCCAUGCAUUUAUUUCAUUCCACUUGUUUUAAUCCGAUCCCAAAAAUUAUUCAAAGUAUUUAAGAACAACAAAUUGUUCAAUCCUAAUCAUUGCUUUUAUUCAGUUUUGAUUAUGCGUGAGGGGUAAAUAAAGAGGCUCGUUUUACGGCCAUAACGGAAAAUACAAAA